AUGGCUCGGGCAUUUGCUGUUGCGCUGGAUGACAAUGGAGUAUUUGUUUGUGGUGAUUCCUCGAAUAAGCCCCGUAGACGCCGUGGAGGUGUAAGCGGUGUCUGUGUCGGAGGUGACAGUGGCUGUGUCGGAGGUGGCAGUGGCUUUGUCGGAGGUAGCAGUGGCUGUGGUGGCCGCAGUGGCUGUGGUGGUGGUGGUGGUGGUGGUGGAGGCAGCGGUGGCUGUGGUGGCGGUGGUGGUGGUGGCAAUGGCGGUGGCGGUUGUUGA
Messenger RNA from Macadamia integrifolia, 267 nucleotides. RefSeq names its product glycine-rich protein DOT1-like. The coding region runs from base 1 to 267 and encodes 88 amino acids. The transcript has 2 exons. The record is from RefSeq and is a predicted model, not a curated record. NCBI's taxonomy places the organism in Eukaryota, Viridiplantae, Streptophyta, Magnoliopsida, Proteales, Proteaceae.